CUACUUAAGGUGGGUCUGCUCGGAUCCUGCAUCUACUUGAGUAAAAGUGGAUCAGGACUUGUUGAUCUUCUUAUGAAUAUAUGUCUAGAUCAUUGCCGCGAAUACUUCUGAUUGACAUUCAAUAACGGAUUAUUGAAUGAGUAAUGAUUUCGGUAUUAUUAAAGAACGCGCUUACUUGGGUGCAGCUCUACUUUCAAAUCAAUUGGAAAAAAGUAUGUGAUUGAUGAUAACCAAUGCAAAGUUUUUUAUGAACAUUGCGAGAAUCACUGCGACUGGGUACCCGAUAGUUAUGUGUAGUUCGAAAAAUGGCAGCCUCCAUGGCUUGGAUGUAGAAUGUUUAAAGACAGUUUUAAAUAUUAUAAAAGUAGAAAUCCACCUCCGGAUUUAAAAGAUGUUGUUGAUUUUUCAAUACCAGAUCUGAACAAGGUUAGAAUCAUAACGACACAGUGUGUUGAAAAUCAACAGGGAGAUAAAUUAGGUUUGAAACCUAUAAAAGAAUGGAGAGUCUAUGAACUAAUUGACGUUCCAGGGCUGAUUUUUAUUGAAAAUCCGUUCACUGAAAUUGGUCAACAGUAUUGGAUACUUAAAUGUCUUAAAGAUUAUUCCAAAAAACCAAAUAAAUUAAAUUUAGAUAUACAUAAUGUUUUAAAUGACAAUGAAUCAUGGUGGGACAUUACUUUUGGGAAUCCAGAAAAAGGGAAAAAUCUUUUGUCCAAAUUAAGAUGGACAACACUCGGCUAUCAUCACAAUUGGGACACCAAGAAGUAUUCAGAAGAUUUGAAAACGCAAAUGCCUCUGGAAAUUGUUAAGCUUAUGGAUAUUUUAGCAGAUGCAAUUGGUUUUCAAGGUUUUAAAGCAGAAGCAGCCAUUAUAAAUUACUACAGAAUGAAUUCAACAUUAGCAGGACACACAGAUCACUCUGAAAUCAAUAUAGACGCACCAUUGUUUUCAAUAAGUUUCGGGCAAACAGCUAUUUUUCUUAUUGGAGGUCUCACACAAGAAGAACCAGCUGUAGCCAUGUAUUUAAGAAGUGGUGAUAUUGUAGUGAUGUCAGAAGGUUCCAGAUUGAGAUAUCACGGAGUACCAAAAAUCUUACCAACAAUUAUAAAACCUUGGGAAACAAAUAAUGCAAGUGAAAGCAAUACAUCCAUAUCAAAAAAUGUUGACCACUGGAAAAAGGCAAAGAUGUAUAUAUCAGAAGCUAGAAUAAAUAUGAAUAUACGACAAGUAUUAAAGUCUGGUCAGAUGACUUUAUAUUAAAAUGUACAAAAUAUUAAAAUAUGUGAUAAUGAUA
Molecule: messenger RNA, 1294 nt
Organism: Cephus cinctus (wheat stem sawfly)
Lineage: Eukaryota; Metazoa; Arthropoda; Insecta; Hymenoptera; Cephidae
Gene: AlkB
Product: nucleic acid dioxygenase ALKBH1
Exons: 4
Coding region: 334-1260 (308 amino acids)
Biological process (GO): oxidative RNA demethylation
Cellular component (GO): nucleus; cytoplasm
Molecular function (GO): oxidative RNA demethylase activity; broad specificity oxidative DNA demethylase activity; ferrous iron binding
Source: RefSeq, a predicted model, not a curated record